UAACAGGGAACAUGUAUGAUGUGAAGGCUCGGCGGGAGGUGAUGAAGGUGGUCAUGUGACGCGGCUCUCGUGAAGGUGCGGGGUAAAGGUGACACACACACAGACAGAAGAGCGCAGGACUUCACACACCUCUCUCCUACCGACACACAAAAAUAAUGUCCAUUAGCAGGAAAAACUGGUCUGCUUUGUCAACGCUGGCUCGACAGUGGACUGUGGAGGAUGAUGAAGAAGUGGAGAGAGAGAAGAGGAGGAAGACCAGGGAGUCUACAACAGACACGGAUGAAAGUCCCACUGAAGAGACCAAACCACAAACCAGUAGUGUUAGCGGGCCUGCUGAUGAUGGCGACUCCGGUGGCGGUGUGGCCCAGCUGCAGAUGGACUUUGUGGAGAUGUUGCGUGUCCGUGAUGAACGGCGGAGGAUGAGGCACAUUGAAACGCUGAGGAAGAAUAAGGAGGAGGGGGGCAGCCUGGACGCGGAGCCCCAUGUGGAGCUGCUGGGGGAAACGGAGGACGAGAAGUUCCACAAGAACAUCCAGCAUCUCGUGGAGACCUUCAUGUCACCAGAACCUCCCACCAACUCCAGAGACGCAGAGACACAGGAGAAGCGAGAAAAUGGAGACACGAACCAAGAUUCAGCAUCAAAAAACUCCCAUGCUCCCCCAAAAGCAUCCCGAAAGUUCGUGAGCUCGCUCUCCAUCUCCUUUGAUAAGAGUCCCGCGUCACCCUCAGCAACCAGCAGACUGGUUUCUCCUCUGAGCCCCAAGUCUCCGCCCCCUCCGUCUGCAGGGGUGGGGUCACCACACAGCCCCGCCCACUCAGGGUCUGUGAGCCCCACAUCAGACGGAGAAACAGCGAGACAUGAAAAUGGGUCACCGAGCAAUUUCGAACCAGCUGCGAAACCUGCGUUCACCCGACAGAGCUCCAGAACGGUGUCCUUCAGGAUGAUGAAGAAGAAGGAGGAACAAAACAUGCCGUUACAGAGAAGUGCCAGUGUGCGGAUAGCAGCAAAGACCAUCGAGUCCAAUAAGAGCUCCAACCAAGAGGAGGAACAGCAGACCCCAUUUCAGAGGAACUCCCGACAAAGAUUAUCAUCUCGCACCAUUCAGGAGAAAAUGGAACGACUGGCUCAAGCCUCACAGAAAUGGGAAAUAUCCAAAUCACCAAUAGUUCCCAAAACUGUGGGAUUAGUGGAUGAGGUGUCAAGGAAGAGGGAGCUGUUUGAGAAAGAACAGGAGGGAUCAGAGAAAAGCCGUGUGCUCUCCAAACAGGAAUUUCGCAGUUUUUCUUCAGGAAUCUCUGAUCGAAUUAAUCGCUGGGUUCAGAAGAAUACAUUCACUGUGUCAUCGUCUCAUAGUCCUUCGGAUCUGAGACAUGUGAACAUCUCCAUUAAGAAAAGUCUGUUUGAAAGAGAAGAACAGGACCACAAGUGACAUUCUCAUGGCUGAAGGAAAAGCGAGAUUUCGAAGGAAGCGCGAUCGACUCUCUCAGACAGUCAACACCAAGGAUUGUCCAUAAACUCAUUUCCUUCUGCUCCUUUACGUUGGUUAAUUCCUCAGCACUUUACCUCUGAUUUACAUUUAUUUGGGUAAAUGCAAGGCUUACAUAACUGUUUUUUUGUACUGGUGGAUUGUGCGACUAAGACUGUAUUACAGUGUCUUUAUAGACUGAAAUUGAACAUCACAAGCUCUUUUUCUCCCUUACUGCCUCUGUGUUGGUGCCAGACACUCCAUUCCCUCUGACUUGAUAUAUGCGCUGUCGAUAAGUGAGUUAUCAGGAGAAAGAGGCAUAGUCUCUGACCCCUGACCUCAGCCAUAUCUCAUAACAGUCCAAGGUACAACUGUAAUAUCAUGAAUGUCUGUUUCAAUGAACUUUCUAAUAUGAGCUUGAUGAUUCAUAUUUAAUAAAGGCUAUAAAAUCAAACGCUGAAACUGA
Molecule: messenger RNA, 1932 nt
Organism: Pimephales promelas (fathead minnow)
Lineage: Eukaryota; Metazoa; Chordata; Actinopteri; Cypriniformes; Leuciscidae
Gene: lad1
Product: ladinin
Molecular function (GO): structural molecule activity
Source: RefSeq, a predicted model, not a curated record